AGAAACUGCAGAAUCAAUGGAACGAAUAAAGAUCGAAAUGGCAGAAGACAAUCAGAAAGCUUUAGAUAAACAAAAGAAGGAACUGGAUGAGCAACAAAUGGAUCUUAAUGUAGAACGCAAAAGGCGAGACAAAGAACAUGAGGACAAGGUAGAAGAUCUACAGAAAAAAGAUUGCGUCCUUGAAACAAAUAAGGAAGACCAAAUUAAACUACUUGAUCAAAUUACAGCAUUUCAAGAGGAAAGCAGACGACAAAAGGAAGAGGCAAAUAAAAAACUCGAAGAAAUUCAAAGACUUGAAAAUAAAAAACGUGAAGAUCUUGAGGAAAAGCUUACAAUCGAGAAGGGAAAAUUGGAAGAAGAGAAAAUAAAGUUUGAAGAGAGGCAUAGACGUGAAAAGGAAAAACGGGAAGAAGCCAAUAGAAAACACGAAGAAAAGCUUAUUAGCGAAAAGGAAAAAUGGGAAGAAGAGAAUAGAAAGCACGAAGAGAGGCAUAGACGUGAAGAGGAAAAACUGGAAGAAGCGAAAAGAAAACACGAAGAGAAGCUAACUAACGAAAAGGAAACAUUUGAAAAAGAGAAGAGAAAACACGAAGAGAAGCUUAGAAGCGAAAAGGAAAAACGGAAAGAAGAAACAAGAAAACACCAAGAGAAGCUUUCAAGCGAAAAAGAAGCAUGGGAAGAAAAGAAUAGAAAACACGAAGAGAUUCUUAGACGUGUAAAGAAAACAUGGGAAGAAGACAAAAGAAAACACGAAGAGAUACUUAGAAGCGAAAAGGAAAAACGUAAAGAAACAAAACGAAAUAACGAAGAGACUCUUAGAAUGGAAAAAGAAGCAUGGACAGAACAAGUAAAAAAAUACGAAUUGAAACUUAAUAGAGAAAAGGAAGUUUUUGAAGAGGAGAAUAGAAAUCAAAGAGAGCAGCUUAGAGCUGAAAAGGAAAAACGGAAAGAGCAGAAUAGAAAACACGAAGAGCAGCUUAAAAUCGUAAUGGGAAAAAGGGAAGAAGAGAAUAGAAAACACGAAGAGAAACAUAAAAUUGGAAAAGAAAAACUGACAGAACUGAUGAAACAGGAACAGGAACGAAAAGACGAGUAUUUUUUUUUUUCGAUUGUGGAAUGCUGCUCUGAAUAA
Mya arenaria is the source of this 1132-nucleotide messenger RNA. RefSeq names its product golgin subfamily A member 6-like protein 24. The record is from RefSeq and is a predicted model, not a curated record. NCBI's taxonomy places the organism in Eukaryota, Metazoa, Mollusca, Bivalvia, Myida, Myidae.